Messenger RNA from Annulohypoxylon truncatum, 1681 nucleotides. RefSeq lists its product as uncharacterized. Gene Ontology annotation, cellular component: cytoplasm. The transcript is spliced from 3 exons. The coding region runs from base 175 to 1560 and encodes 461 amino acids. Gene Ontology annotation, biological process: protein import into nucleus. The record is from RefSeq and is a predicted model, not a curated record. Lineage: Eukaryota; Fungi; Ascomycota; Sordariomycetes; Xylariales; Hypoxylaceae.
CACAGGUGACACAAACAAAGGACAGUCGCAUUCGGUCGCAUUCAACAUCCAACUUCCCCACAUUAAUUCUUUCUAGAACACUUCACAUUCACGAUCUCGUCGACCAAGUAUCGCACAACUCCCAACAUUGAUAGUGACUAGGAUCGAAGAUCUGUUUGAAUUGCCCGAGUCGUCAUGUCUGUGCCGCCCCAAUUAAUUCGCGUGAAGCGAAAGGCUACAGAGGAAGCACCCGUCUCCUUCAUUCGUGUCCAAGAGAACAAGAGACAUCGAAGUGAAGCAUUUGUGUAUCAACGAAAAGAAGAACGAGCCACCUUCCUCGACAUUCCUCCCAACCCUCUUAUUCACAACUCAGCGCAAUCACCACGCAAUAAGCCAUCAACCUCCUCGAGUCCUUCCGAGACCCUAACCUUCCAAGUUCCCACUCCGCCAGGAACCACCACCAAUGAUGGUUCUAGUGAUAACGGCAUCGGUGCUGAACCGGCGGCCGAUGCUGCCUCUAUAAGAUCAACUGGCUCUACUGAUCUCGCGUCCGAACCACGUAGAUUUCAUAUGUCAAAAAGGGACAUGAUUAGAGCAUCAUCUUCUCUAUCUGGUCGAUCAGAUGGAGGUGUCUCUAAAAGGCGCUCUACGCCAGCAUUAUUCGUAGAACGUAAGACCAAACGCAUCUCUCCUAGAUCUAUCGAAAAGUUCCAAGCACUUUCCAAUGAAGUCAACAAUGUGAUUGCACCUACGGCAACGGCGGACAUGGAGGUGGAUAUGGACAGACCUGAGCCGCGAAAGCAAAAGAAGCCUGGAAUUUCAAAAUACCUUAAGAAGAAGGAGGACGUGAAGGAGGACGUGAAAGAGGACGGGAGGGACGACGAGAAGAAAGCUCGCGAUAAGUACAAGGCUGAUCUUCCCAAGUCAUUAACGGAACGAUGGAAUGUCAAUAUGGAUACGAUGACAGCCGAGAUGAACGCAUUUGCUAUGGAGCAAAUUGGACUUAAUCUUCAAAAGGCCGAGGAGGACAAGCGCCGAUCUUCUGCCAAGGCCCAACUCAAGUUCAAGCCGAAGCCGAUCAAGCGAUAUGCUGAACGACAUCCCGAAGAAGCACAGGAUUCGGUCCCAGCCGAUAAACAGAUGGCAGACGCCGACGCUGAUGCCAGCGAGAGCGAUGACGGCGACUACAUCAUCGAGACCUACGAGCGUGUUCCUGCUAGCAAGAUAGGAGAUCACGUGCCAGCACAUAAGAUUGGUGUUUUGGUACUCGAAGCAGAACCCGAACUGGAGUAUUUCUACGGGGAUGAUGGUGAUAGUGAAGAGGAAUGGGCCGAGGAUGAAGAAGACGAGAACGCCGAAAAUUAUUAUACUGCGGACUACCCUGACGAGGAAGUUGCCUCAGAUGAUGAGUUUGAUAAGAAUCCCUAUUCUUUCCGAACCGGCAAUGCUUCAGACCUCGAGGAGUACGAUCUGGCGGACGAGGAUGGCGAUGAUGCAGCCUUCAGCGAUAAGGAGGAAGGAGGAAAAUUCACCACAUAUAUCGGACGGCCCAAUCGUGAGUUCGCGGCAAGAAAUCUGUAAGGGUGUCGCUACGAGCAUAACGGCAGCGCGCAAUAAUGCCGCGCGGCAAUCCUGUGGGACGCAGACAUCGUGAAAUUUGCGCUAGCAUCUACGAAUAGGUAGUUUUAGUGGAACGUGUGUU